AUGGCGGAGGAGCAGCCCAACCCCAGCCCCCAGCCGCAGCAAGCGGAGGAGAGGGAGGUUGUUGUGGAGCAGCAGCCGAGGAGGGCCCCGAAGCUGAGGUACCUGGACUUCGUCCAGGUGGCGGCGGCGCAGGCCGCGGUGUACCUCGCGGGGCUCUACGGCCUCGCCAAGGACCACGCCGGCCCGCUCCGCCCCGGCGUCGACGCCGUCGAGUCCACCGUCAAGGGCGUCGUCGGCCCCGUCUACGCCUCGCUUCGGCGGCCUGCCCCUCGACGUCCUCGCCUUUGUCGACCGCAAGGGGCCGUGUGCGGUGGUGACUUCGUCGUCGUUAUCCUUGUGCGGGGAAUCCGCCCAUGCCUAGUGCCUGUUCUGUGCCAGAUUCCGCCCAUGCUUAGAUUCCGGCGCAUGUUAGCUGCGCCCGGCGGAGACCCCGAUGCCAUUGUCGACAACAGAAUUAUCAAGGUCGACGACACGGUGCACGAGGUGGACAAGCACCUCCCUGGCGCGCUCAAGGCUGCGUCGGCGCGUGCGUACGCGGUGGCGCGGGGCGUGCCGGAGGUGGCGCGCGAGCUUGCGGCGGAGGCGCAGCAGUCGGGCGUGAAGGGCGCGGCCCGCGCGGCGCUCGCCAGGGCGGAGCCCGUGGCCCGGGACGUGUACGGCCGCGUGGAGCCCGUGGCGAGAGACCUGUACGUGCGGUACGAGCCCGCGGCGGAGCACCUGGCCGUCUCCGCCUGGCGCUCGCUCAACGGCCUGCCGGUGUUCCCGCACGUCGCGCAGAUCGUCGUGCCCACCGCCGCGCACUGGGCCGACAAGUACAACAGGGCGGUCGCCGCCGCAGCGGAGCGGGGCUACACGGGGGCCAAGUACCUCCCGGCCAUCCCCACCGAGCGCAUCGCCAAGGUGUUCUCGUCGCCCGAGGCCGAGCCGCUGGCCGAGUCCCAGUAG
Molecule: messenger RNA, 945 nt
Organism: Miscanthus lutarioriparius
Lineage: Eukaryota; Viridiplantae; Streptophyta; Magnoliopsida; Poales; Poaceae
Source: the annotation of a GenBank genome assembly